Molecule: messenger RNA, 2709 nt
Organism: Lachancea thermotolerans CBS 6340
Lineage: Eukaryota; Fungi; Ascomycota; Saccharomycetes; Saccharomycetales; Saccharomycetaceae
Gene: SUL2
Product: sulfate permease
Exons: 1
Coding region: 1-2709 (902 amino acids)
Biological process (GO): transmembrane transport
Cellular component (GO): membrane
Molecular function (GO): secondary active sulfate transmembrane transporter activity
Source: RefSeq, a predicted model, not a curated record
AUGUCUAACUUUCAGUCCUCGCCCGGCUCUAAGCGCGAGUCGUCCUUCGAGGUCUCGCGCGAGCUGUCCAACGAUGCACCUAUUGAUCUAGACGAUCUCGACGCCGAAUAUGGCCAGUUCAAAAACGCGGAACACUCGGAUGCUACCGCUGGCCGCGAUCUUACUUCCGAGUACGGCGCUCAAUUUGCAGCCGAGUUCGGCGGUGAGCCUGGUUCUGGCUCCGGCUCAGGCUCAGGCUUCCCUGAAGCAAAGCCCGUUGCUCCCGCGGCGCCAGGUAACGUCCCUUCGGCGCUAUACGAGUUCCACGAACGCCCCGUCACCGUUGGCGAAUUCUACAGCCAGAACUUGCGGUCCACGUUUACCCUAGCGACUUUCACCAACUAUCUACGCAGUCUGCUGCCCAUCAUGAGGUGGCUGCCGCACUACAAUGCUCGCUGGCUAUAUCAGGACUUGGUUGCGGGCAUCACCGUCGGCUGUGUACUCGUGCCCCAAUCUAUGUCAUACGCACAGAUCGCUACGCUGUCACCACAAUACGGGCUCUACUCUUCGUUUGUUGGAGCCUUCAUCUACUCAUUUUUCGCAACCUCGAAGGAUGUCUGUAUUGGACCUGUCGCUGUCAUGUCGCUUCAAACAGCUAAGGCCAUUUCUCACGUGGUCAGCAGCCUUCCUGAAGACACCGAAAUUACUAGCCCCAUGAUCGCGACUGCGCUCGCGCUUUUGUGUGGUAUCAUCUCGCUUGGUUUGGGUGUACUGCGGCUCGGCUUCCUAGUCGAACUGAUCUCCUCCACUGCUGUCGCGGGUUUCAUGACUGGCUCGGCGCUCAACAUUAUUGCGGGCCAGGUGCCCGCGCUCAUGGGCUACAACAAGCUGGUCAACACUCGCACUAGCACCUACAAAGUUAUCAUCAAUUCCCUACGCCAUUUGCCAGAUACAAAGCUUGACGCGGUCUUCGGACUCGUGCCUCUAGUAAUCCUGUACGUAUGGAAAUGGGGCUGUUCCACUGGCGGUCCUCGCCUCGUGCAACGCUACGGGUCGCGCCGCAGCCGCAUGUGGGACAACGUCUUCCUGUACACUCAAGCUCUGAGGAACGCUGUGGUGAUCGUUGUGUUCACGGCUAUUGCUUGGGGCAUGAGCCACCGCGCCUUGAAAGAGGGCGGCAGUGCGCGCAUUUCGCUGCUGGGAACUGUUCCUUCUGGGCUCAAAGAUGUGGGCGUUAUGAAAGUGCCAAGUGGCUUGUUAUCUAAAAUUGCGCCCGAACUCCCCGCUUCAGUGAUCGUGCUGGUUCUCGAACACAUUGCAAUCUCCAAGGCGUUUGGACGUGUGAAUGAUUACCGCGUUGUGCCUGACCAGGAACUCAUCGCCAUUGGCGCUACCAACUUGAUUGGCACUUUCUUUAAUGCAUACCCGGCAACAGGUUCAUUCUCGCGUUCUGCGCUGAAAGCCAAGUGUAAUGUUAGCACGCCUCUCUCUGGAUUGUUUUCCGGUGCAUGUGUGCUGUUGGCAAUUUACUGUCUAACUUCUGCUUUCAAGUUCAUUCCUAAGGCAACACUAAGUGCGGUAAUUAUCCAUGCAGUGUCAGACCUGAUCGCCUCAUAUAAGACAACCUGGAGUUUCUGGCGUUUGAGUCCUCCUGACCUCGUCUGUUUCUUGGUCACCGUCGUGAUCACUGUGUUCAGCAGCAUCGAGAACGGAAUCUACUUUGCUAUGUGCUGGUCUGUUGCAGUCUUACUGUUCCGCACCGCGUUCCCCGCGGGCAAGUUUUUGGGACGUGUGCAGAUUGCUGAAGCGCGUGUGACCAACAGUGGCGCUGGCGCCGGUGUGGGCAUGAGCUCUGGCAACAGUGCUGGUACCGCCGUCAACCGCGAGAAAGAACGCGAAACCACAUUCACGGCCGUUAGCGUCUCAUCUGAAUCGCUGUCACACACAGCGCCAGGGAAAGCUAAAGCUGCCAAUAGCGCUGGCACAGACAAGCUGGGCAAGGUCGAAGGUCAUGUGACUGACGGCGGUUCCCCUCGUGCACCACGGUUCCAUACUAAGUGGGUGCCUUUCGACCGCUACACUCGCGAGCUCAAUCCCGAGGUCUUCGUUGCGCCCCCUCCGCCAGGAGUUAUUGUGUUCCGCCCUAGCGAAAGUUGGACAUACGUCAACUGCUCGCGUCAGUACGACGCCAUUUUCGAUGAGGUGGUGCGCCUAACGCGGAGAGGCAGACCUCAAAUUGUGGCCAAGAGCAGCUCACGCCCCUGGAAUGACCCUGGUGAGUGGCAUCCUCCUAAGUUCCUGCGUAAGCUAUUCAAGUCCAGCUCUGAGGACCUGGAAAACCGCGCCGUUGCUCGUGAUGAACGUCCUGUACUACGUGUGAUCGCCAUGGACUGGUCGCAGGUCGCUCAGGUGGACUCCACGGGUCUGCAGACACUCCAGGACCUACGCAAGGCUGUCAACAAGUAUGCGGAUCGCCAGGUCGAGUUUCACUUUGCUGGUAUCAUUGAGCCCUGGGUGAAGCGCGGCCUCAUUAACAGCGGUUUUGGGACCGUUAACGACGAGUUCGCCGACGAGUCGCUGCUCGUUGGCCACAAGAGCUGCCACAUCGCCCGCUCCGCGGAGCCUACGGAGGACGAAGAGUCUCGCUUGGCACACCCUGCAACCGGCACAAAUCUUCCCUUUUUUCACCUGGAAUUGCCGGACUUUUCUGAAUGGGAUUACAGUGAUUAA